Molecule: messenger RNA, 1137 nt
Organism: Procambarus clarkii (red swamp crayfish)
Lineage: Eukaryota; Metazoa; Arthropoda; Malacostraca; Decapoda; Cambaridae
Source: RefSeq, a predicted model, not a curated record
AUGCCCAGUAUCACCAUCGGCCUGCACCAUCCCCAGUUAACACAAUCAGCCGGCAUCAUCCCCAGUUAUCAUCAUCAGCCUGUACCAUUCCCAGUUAUCACCAUCAGCCCGCACUAUCCUCAGUUAUCACCAUCAGCCGGCACCAUCCCCAUUAUCACCAUCAGCCUGCACCAUCCAAAGUUAUCAGCAUUAGCCUGCACAGUCCUCAGUUAUGACCAUCAGCCUGCUCCAUCCCCAGUUAUCACCAUCAGCCUGCACCGUCCCCAGUUAUCACCAUCAGCCGGUCCCAUCACCAGUUAUCACCAUCAGACUGCACCGUCCCCAGUUAUCUCCCUCAGGCUGCACCAUCAACAGUUAUCACCAUCAGUUGGCAGCAUCCCCGAUUAUCACCAUCAGCCGGCACCAUCCCUAGUUGUCACCAUCAGCCUGCACCAUCCCCAUUUAUUACCUUCAGCCUACACCAUCACCAGUUAUCACAUUCAGCCUGCACCAUUACCAGUUAUCACCAUCAGCCUGUACAAUCCCCAGUUAUCACCAUCAGUCUGUACCAUACACAGUUAUCACCAACAGUUGGCAGCAUCCCCGGUUAUCACCUUCUUCUUACACUAUCACGAGUUAUUACUAUCAGCCUACACCAUCCCCAGUUAUCAUCAUCAGCCAGUUCCAUCACCAGUUAUCACCAUCAGCCUGCAGUAUCCCCAGUUAUCACCAUCAGCUGGCACCAGUACCAGUUAUCACCAUCUACCGGCAACAUCCCCAGUUAUCACCAUCAACCUGCACCAUCCCCAGUUAUCACCAUCAGCCUGCAUCAUCCCCAGUUAUCACCAUCAGCCUGCAUCAUCCUCAGUUAUCACCAUCAGGUUGCAUCAUCCUCAGUUAUCACCAUCAGCCUGCACAAUCCUCACUUAUCACCAUCAGCCUGAACCAUGUCCAAUUAUCACCAUCAGCCAGCACCAUCCCCAGUCACCACCAUGUCCAGUUAUCACCAUCAUCCAGCACCAUCCCCAGUCACCACCAUUAGCCUGCAUCAUCCCCAGUUAUCACCAUCAGCCAGCACCAUCUCCAGUCACCACCAUCAGCCUGCUCCAUGUCCAGUUAUCACCAUCAUCCAGCACCAUCCCCAGUCACCACCAUUAG